This is a messenger RNA of Crotalus tigris (Tiger rattlesnake), 1316 nucleotides long. RefSeq names its product histone H1.1-like. The record is from RefSeq and is a predicted model, not a curated record. Bases 615 to 1259 code for a protein of 214 amino acids. The transcript has a single exon. Lineage: Eukaryota; Metazoa; Chordata; Lepidosauria; Squamata; Viperidae. Gene Ontology annotation, cellular component: nucleosome. Gene Ontology annotation, molecular function: DNA binding. Gene Ontology annotation, biological process: nucleosome assembly.
GCUUUCUUUCUGUCUUUUCUUUGCUUUUAUUUAUAUUUGAAUGUAAAAAUAAAUGAAUAAAUGAUUUGUUUUGUGCAAAUGUCACUUGCUACCUCCCGUGGCAUUUUCAAAAUCUCCUUUUAUUCCAGCUAAAUUUUAUGAAUUUGUACCUUUUAUUAUAUUUGCUUCAUUGUGAGGUAACCUAUCUUUUUCUAAAUUAAACCUUAGGGUCUAGUUUGUGAUAGGUCCUGAGAGUCAGUCUAAAUGCUAAACCAUUAACUAAGAGGCACACAUAUAGACACAUAACACACACCUAGAAAGGCAUCACAGAAUAGCUGUGAUACCACAAUCUACCAAGCUGUUCCCAUGGCAACUCCUCAAUAGUUUCAAACACUUCCUCCACUGCUGUCAUAACUGUGGCAAAGUGGGAUGGCCUUGCAAAGGAAUCCCAUCAACAUCUUACUUUCUGGGGCAGGCAAUCAGUCUUGGGGACUCCUGGAAGAACCAUCAGAAUAAACUAAUGUGACACUCAGGAGGGAACCUCUACUAACAAGAAGACAGGAAGUGAACCAAGCCACCCUGAAACGUGGGGUCAUGUUGAAGAAGUAGCAGGCCAAGCCAAACUUGAGAAGAAAAUGGGUACCAUAAGUGAAAAACAGAUGACUUUUUCUUUGACUAAUACUGAAUCUUUAGAAGAAAACAGUCCUGUACCAAUAUCAGCCAACAUCUUUGCCCCAAAACUACUUCUAAAUAAUGACUUUGAUGAACCUCAACCCUCUUCUUCAGGCCUGCACAUAAAACCCACAUCUAGUUACAAGUCAAAAGAUAGAAGAAAGCCUUCUUUUCCCUGGAAAGUCCUUCUGCCAAACCGCGGUAUCUCCAAAAUCAUUUUCCAAGUGGUGGCUUCCACUGAGAAACGCAGUGGUGUCUCCCUGCAAGCCCUCAAGAAGAGUGUUGCAACCAGUGGCUACAGCCUGGAGAAGCGGAAGAACCAUUUCAAGAGAGUCUUGAGGGCCUUGGUGGCCAAAGGAUUGCUGAGGAAGUUGACUGGGCUCGGACUGACAGGCUCCUAUGGGAUUAGCAAAAUAAUGAUGAAAGUACUGAAAAGAAAAAAGAGGAAAAGGAGAAGGAAGAAGAAAAAGGCAAUAGCUGUCCUUAAGAAAAAGAAAGUUGUGAAGCAAAGGAAGAGGAAGAGGAAGAGGAAGAGGAGAAGGUCAAGAAAAAUGAAGAAGCAGUCUGUUCCAUCCAAUUCUUCUAGUAAAAAGUCAGUGAUGACAUGAGGUUUCCAUAGCUGAAGCUGUGUGUAAGGAAAAAGAAAAUAAAGUGCCAUAAUUCAA